Messenger RNA from Closterium sp. Naga37s-1, 1325 nucleotides. NCBI's taxonomy places the organism in Eukaryota, Viridiplantae, Streptophyta, Zygnematophyceae, Desmidiales, Closteriaceae. The record is from the annotation of a GenBank genome assembly.
CCGUCAAGUACAGCUACAUGGCGUACUUCCAAGUCAUCUCCACGUGGCGCGACCCUCGAGUGAACGACACGCUGGCGAUAAACAACGCGAUGAACGCGUUCGGGCCGGCCAUCACGGGGCUGGCGACGGCCAAAUGCAAGCCGGACGUGACGUUUUCGGGGUUCAACAUCAGCCAGAAGGACGAGUGCCUCAAGACGCCCAAGCAGAACAACCUGCCGCAGAUGGACGGCUGCAGCAAGCCGUGCUCGCCGUCCGGCACCACUUGCUGCGACGCCCUCUGGAUCCCCUCGCUCACCAUCGACAACGUCCUCUUCUACCCCCAGGACCGCUUCCAAACCGAGAGCAUAUACUUCUUCGGGCAGUACAGCAACGAGGCCAGCGCGAUCGACAGAGAAGUCGUCGUUGGAGGCGAGUUCUCGUCACCCCUCAGCUUUAAGAAGUUUCCUCUUGACUCUCAGACGCUGCGGCUGAGCAUUCAGGUGGAGAGCGGCGAGUUCUACCUGGUGGGGAGCAACUCAGGGCGGCAGUCGGAGCAGGGCGGUGGGAACCUUGGGGGAGGGGGAGGCACGUACGUGAAUGAUGAGGUCACGGGCUGGAAGAUUAAUGAUGUGGCUCUCAACUGCACUCCCGCCCAAACCACCGUCUCCACCUCCGCCACCUACCAUCCUGAUGACCCCUGGUACACGUUCAAUCAGAACUCACCGUCUGACAGCGGCAGCAGCAGCAGCAGCGUCAACGAGUCCACCUCGUGUGUGUUCACCAUCAAAAUCUCCCGCACCAGUGGCGUCUUCAUCAUCUCGAUUGUGGUGCCAGUGAUGCUGAGCGUGUAUCUCUGCUUCUCCGUGUUCUUUGCUAAACCUGACGACCUGGAGACUCGAUCCGCCACCUUUGUCACGCUCUUCCUCGCCCUCGCCGCGGUGCAGUUCGUCAUCGACAGCCAGCUACCGCGCUCAUCAGUGAUGACGCAGUUUGGCUAUCUGGUCAUCAUCUCAUACGUCUUCAUCGGUCUCACCGCCGUGGAAACACUCAUCGUCUACCUCAUCGCCGAACGGCUGGAGAAGGACGUGGCGGAGACAGUGGGGGACAUGGCGGCAGCGGCCAAGCGCUCCACGCAGAAAUCCCGGGAGGAGGGCCAGGAGCUGUGUCCGGCAGUGACAGAGGAGGACGACGAGGAGAUGGGAGAGGGUAAGGGUGCAGCUGGCAGUGGAGGAGUGGGAGUUCAUGCCGCCUGCCUGAACCCUGGAAAGCCAACUCUGCAGAAUACCGGGCCAUCAUUUGUCGUGCCGUCUGUCGAGCAUAUUUUGUCAAUCACACUCUCAGCAUGA